GCCGUCUCCUUACUCCGGACUUCUUCCGCUGGCCGCCCCCGUCGGCGGUUCUCUACAUGGACACCCUGGUCUGCGAAGAUUCCUCCCGCCACCAGCUCCCGCUCCUUCGCGUCCCCGCUGACUUUGAGAAAUUUUUUAACACUCUCCAGCUCCCCCUCAUUGAUGCCAUGCAGCAGGGUCGUGGCUUCCCCGACGCGGUGCGGCGCCUACACCAGGCUCUCUUUGCCCCGGCGCGUGUGUGUUUAGACACCCGGGUGGGUCUCACGUCCCCCCUGCCGGUCACGCGCGGGCUUCCGCAAGGUGCCGUCUCCUCUCCGGAACUCUCCAGGGGCAUUCGUGCAUCGGAUGGAGCUGCCUACCACUCCAGCGGUGGCCGUCGUGUUAUCGCGGCCGGCUACGUAGAUGAUAUUGAACAUUAUGGUAGCGGCUUACGUGACUUACCUGCCAUCCUAAACAGCCUGGCAUUGGGCAGUCGGGCCACUGGCGUUGGGUACGCGUGGUCCAAAUUCUCCGCCUUCGCUUCGGACUGGGACGCGGUUCUUGCCCAGCUCAAUGACCCUCGUCUCUCUCACAAUGGCGCCUCCGUCUCCAGCUGGGACAUCUGGAAAGGUGGCGUCCGGAACUUCACCCUGCCGCGUGCAGCCGCUGACACCGAGGAUAAAAUCCUGGGUAA
Messenger RNA from Symbiodinium necroappetens, 673 nucleotides. The record is from the annotation of a GenBank genome assembly. NCBI's taxonomy places the organism in Eukaryota, Dinophyceae, Suessiales, Symbiodiniaceae.